Hyalella azteca is the source of this 3615-nucleotide messenger RNA. RefSeq lists its product as uncharacterized. The transcript has 12 exons. Bases 2406 to 3569 code for a protein of 387 amino acids. NCBI's taxonomy places the organism in Eukaryota, Metazoa, Arthropoda, Malacostraca, Amphipoda, Hyalellidae. The record is from RefSeq and is a predicted model, not a curated record.
ACCUGACGGCGCGUCUGCUGCGCAACUGCAACAUCACUUCAGGAACUUUGCUGCGGUGUGUUCCCUCACACGAGCUGCUCAGUAAAGUCUUCACAUUAAUAGUCUUCCCCUCAGCGCUGAGCUUGUUUCUGCCUUUCUGGAUCAAGUACACGAUUUUUCGGGAACUGAUUUACCCUGAAGUUUUCGAUGCCAUCAUCUCAGACUUCAAGUUCCACAGCGUGCACACUGUUCCACUAGUGGCAGUGGCAGCUGAAGUGACGCUGGUCCCACGCUCCUUUCCUCCCAAAUGGAUCGGAUUCUCUUCCUGUGCCGCCGUGUUCCACGCGUACAUCGCAUGGGCGCUUGCACGUGCGUUUUCUUGCCACAAUUUCUAUUCUCACGAAGUCCAGUCUAUGACCGGCCGACGCUUGGCUUUCGUUCUGUCGCUAUUGACGCUCAUCGUCUGGUGCGCGUAUGCCAUCGGUCGAGGGGUCAACUCUGUGGGGAAAGGUACUAGGGAACGGGAUUACGGAACCAUGGUCUUGAAAAGAACUGUCCUCGACGCACCGGCGUACAGCGCCAAGAAGACAUGCUAAUAAUUUCACCUACAAUGCAUUUAGUAUUAAUUUAUUAUGAGAAUUAGGUGGGAGUUUUGAUAUCGAUAAAAUUAAUUGCAAAUUAAGUUUGAUGAAAAUAUGUUUGUGACCAAAUUGCUCAAUGGUUCAACUUCCCUGAAAGUGAUAAAGAAUUAAACAUUCUUAUUAUAUCGUGACUUCCGUUUUCGUGAUUCAGCUAGUGAACCUAGAAGUACUCAUUAGUUUGCUUUGUCCAUGAGAGAAAAUAUUGGAAUACCCGUGGGUACCACCCGGGAAUGGAUUAUGCACGCACGAAGAACUUUCCAGACUGUAUUUUUUCUGAAUCUGUAAGCUAGAUUGAAUGAAUGAAAAUUAUUUCCAAGUGAACCAGUUUCGCAUAUAACGCUAUUCUGUCUUCAGUCAGCAUUCGGGAAUACUUCAUUUAAAACUGUUUUUAAGCGACACGUACUGAAAUAUUAUACCGAAUAACAUCUUAGAAAUCUUUAGAGUUCCCAGAGCUUUCUUUAAUCACACAUCACGCAUGAAAUCAUACAAUAAAAUCUGAAACGAUGAUAUUUGCGACCAUCGAUGGCAUUCUUGUUCAGUGGUUUCAAAAUUGAAAAAGAAUCACCUCUUCGUAUUAAUUGAUUUAUAACUUAUUUGUCUAUUUCUUUUUAUAAUUUUUUGUGUGUGAGGCUAUGGAUUUGGUGAUGGCCAUCACUGAUGACUAGUUCAUGUCAUCAUGUUUCAAUCAACUCUGUACAUCGUCCUUAAGUUUCACACAUUAUUUGUCAUUUAAAAUGCUAAUUAUAUAAUUAUAUAGUUCAAAUAUUAGGAAUGUGCUAAGUAACUAUAAUAAUUAAUGGUUGAAAUAGUUGUGAGAUGGUAUCAAUGUUUUAGUAAUGAUAGUCCUUGAACUUCUUUGCAAUAUUUACCAGCGCACAGCAAAUCGGGAAUAAAAUUGACGUAUAUAAGUCAGCAAUUAUAAGUAGUAUGUAUCAAAGUAAUUGUUUCAGGCACUAGUGACUAUGAAAAGUUUUGAAGCUGAGAUGGUGCAGUGGUGGUGACUUUCUAUCACACCCUGCGACCCCGGGUUUAUAGUCCCACGCAGGACAAAUUUUUGCGGGUAGCUCAGCUCAUUGCCAACUCAGUCAUUCAUCCUUUUCCGGUGUAUAAAUGAUCACCUGGCUGGACCAGCGUGUUGUGUAAUGCAAGUAAAAUGUUCUGGAUCAGCCAGCGAGCUAUGUACCUGUGUAGAGCUACCUGUGGCCUGAGCGCCCUGAAAAACUUACCUAUACUAUAUUGCUCUCUCUCAUAGUCACCGCUACCUGGAUGAGCAAUAAAAACAACAUGAAAGUGUUUAAUUUGGUGCUCGUCUAACAUUGAAACGAAAAAAAAACGGUGAAGGCAUCGUAUUACGUUUGAAUAUAACGUUUAGUUGUUAAAACAGAAACAAUUCUUGACGACAUGAGGGCAACACACCGUUUGACAUGUGCGAUCCUGCAUACCGAAUAGUGAAGCUAAAAAGUGACGUAUGUAAUGGAAUAUUUUGCCCCUCACCCCUUUGCGUGAAGGUAUUUACCUUACUCAUCGACAAGACAAGUAAAAAUUUAGAUUAUUGAGAAUAAUUGCUGGUCUCCUACAUUCCAGGCAUAUUAUAUGAUGAAGAUACAUCGUAAAAUUUAUAUUUUAUGGCAUAACAAAAAGUUUUAAAGGAUUAAGCCUGGCGUGACUAUACACAGACUAUAUGCAGCCAUCAGAAGUUCACUCCCGGUAAUAGGAACUUCGCAGCGGAGCCGCGCUUCUAGGUCCCUUGUUUGAUUUAAAGCCUCUCGUCAGCCGUGGGGCAAGAUGUGCGAAUCUAAGAGGAAGUCACAGUUUGAUGUGACCUCAUCGCAGCUAUUUUUUAUGGCGUUCGGCAUCUUCAUGGCGGUGAUUUACUCCAAUUAUCGAGAGGUUCAGGUGCCAGCUGAAGAAAUAAGGAGGCGGAGAGAAGCCUACGGUUACGGCGCCGUGGCCGAUACAGCGCCCACGACGCCCCCGAAGCUUGGAUGUCACCCGGGGGUCAACGACCCCCAGCUUCGGUCUCUUCCUCAUUUGUACACGGACGUAGCUCCAGAUCCAUCUGCACAAAAUAUCUACCAGAUAGAAGUGUCAAUGAACAUGAAAAUAACGCAUAAAAUUCUUUGUUCCAUUGAAAGCAUGUGCUCCAUCAACUCGGACGCUCACGUUUGGUUUCUGUUGACGCGCGCGACGCUUGAUGCUUCGUCUGCCCAAAGAUUGCUGAGUCUGCAGAAAAUUUGUCCUCGUCUGUGCGUGGCGCAUGUGAACGUACGCACAGUCAUGCGCAACACAUCUUUUCAUGCGAUCCUCAACUCCGAAGGUCUUUGGGAUGACAUGGCUCGUUUUCCGAGCAAUUCUUUGUUUCAUUUCGAGCGCAACCAUCCGACGCCGAAAAAGUUUUUGACGCUCCUUUCGGACACGUUCUCUCCUGUGCUGAGUAGGCUGUUGUAUGGCAUGCUGGGCCCGCUCGCCCUCAUUAAAUUUUUCCGGUACGACGAGUGCGCCGUCAGGAUCCUGACUCCCCAGAACGCUCCAGCUCGGCACCCUGCGCCUUCUGAUCUCAUCGGCCCACGUUUGUCUGCUAAAAAAGAUUCAUCCAUAAAUGGGGAAACGGUUCAUGAGGAACAUCGCACCCCUGAAAAAUUUUCGUACAAUUUAAGUUCUGCGAACAAACAUGACGAUGAUGAAGAUGAUUCGUUCGAUUGCAUCCAUGAUAUCUUCGGGACAUUUGCUCACCAGCCCGUUUAUGUUAUGCACUGCCACGCGAUGUUCUACCGCAACAAAACGUUAGUGGGACCCGACGAUAACAUUUUACCGGGCGCCUUCACCGUCGAACUUUACAACUCGCACACCAAGGCCAUUCCUGUCGAAGAAGGCAGCUUGGUGGAUAUCAUUGCACAGAAGACGUGUCCCCUCACGCACUCGAAGUGUCCGUCUCUGAUGUGCAACUAAUCUCGCCAGCCUGGUUCACUACACCACGUGUCCCCUCACGCACUCG